Molecule: messenger RNA, 1620 nt
Organism: Corticium candelabrum
Lineage: Eukaryota; Metazoa; Porifera; Homoscleromorpha; Homosclerophorida; Plakinidae
Product: zinc finger SWIM domain-containing protein 1-like
Exons: 5
Coding region: 1-1620 (539 amino acids)
Molecular function (GO): zinc ion binding
Source: RefSeq, a predicted model, not a curated record
AUGAAAAAAGCAUUUGAUGCUUACCCUGAGAUAUUAUUUAUUGAUGCCACCUACAAGCUUCUUGAGCUGCGGUUCCCAUUAUACAUUAUCCUCAUAGAAGAUGGCAAUGGGCAAAGUGAAAUUGCAUCAGCAUUUUUGUUACUUGAAGAGACCGAAACAUCACUAUCAAAAAUCAUGUCUAUUUUUAAAGAAAACAAUCCAUCCUGGACAGCUACCAGAGUUUUGAUGGCAGACAAGGACAUGACUGAACGUGACGUACUAGCAUCAAAUUUUCCAAAUGCUGACCUUUUGAUUUGCCUCUACCACACUCUCAGGUCGUUUCGACGAGAGAUUUCUUGUGAAAAAAUGGGCAUCACAUCAGGUCAGAGAACCUUGUAUUUGGAACUUCUCCAGCAAAUGGCAUAUGCCACAAAUGAAGUAAAAUAUGCAGAAUUGUAUUCUCGUUUCAAAACCAACGCUCCUGCAGCUGUAAUCGACUACUUCAACAAGCAGUGGCAUCCCAUUCGUAAGCAAUGGACAAUGGGUAUGAAAUACAGCACAGGCAACUUCUUGAACGCGACCAACAAUAGACUUGAAUCACUAAAUGCCAAAUUAAAAUCUGUCAUUCCCCGCUUUUCCUCCAUGGAAACAUUCACUGAGAAGUUCUUUGUUAUUCUGAGAGUACUACGGUCAAAACGAGAUCAUAAUGCAAGUCUUUCAGUUUUGAAAGUACCCACUGCAUUUCAUUCAACCUCUGAUGAAGCAAGCAAGCAUUAUAUGCGGUGCCUUACUCCCUAUGCCUAUAAGUUUGUGAAAAAGCAAAUGGAUAUGAUUGCAAAAGUUGCAUUAAAAUGUGCAGAAAAUCAGCAGUAUCAUGUGUCCUCUAGUGAAGGCAAUAUUACAGUAACUGCAACCUCAUGCCAGUGUCUAGGAUGGCUCUCAAUGAGGCUCUCAUGCCUUCAUAUACUGUCCGCAAGGGCUGACAUUGGCAUGAGCUUAUUCGACGAAGAAUUAUGUGACAAAAGGUGGACACUACACUACUUCAAGUCAAUGCACAGAGUCUUUUCAAAGGAUUUUGCCAGCAAUCAGUCGACUGUAUCUCUUGUUACUAGUUCAUUGCGUAAAACACAUAACUCAGCACAACCACUCUCUCAGGUUUGUAUUACAUGGCUAGAACUUCAACAACAUUGCCUGCAGUAUGCUCUGGUUCAGUUUCAGAAAUUUAAACUUGUUUCAAGAGUCACAAAUAAAUUAUCUACCCUAGCUUCAGAAGACUCUGGACUAACCUUAACCAAGCGAUUAGAAUUUUUGAAACAAUUAGUUACAGUAUGGGAAAAUGGAGAAACAGUUGCAUUAGUCAAUGACUCUACAAAAGAAAAGCAACAAUAUUCAAAAAAUGAAACACACAAAAACAAAGCUCAACAAGUUCCAUCAGUAAAAAUGAAACAAGAAUCAGAAAUGAAUGCCUACAUCCCGACACCAACUGCUGCAAAGGCAAACCGAAGACAACUAGAGAAUGCAUUGUUUGUAGUAGAGACAAGAGCAGAACGACUGCUUGAGAGUCAACAAUUCUUUCUUAGAUCUGCUCAAAUGACUGACAUACAGAUAGCAAUUAUUGAACUAACCUUCUACAUAGUAUGA